AUGUCGGCAACACGCAAAGGCCGGUCUGGCCGGUUUGCCGAAUUUGAAGAGAAGAUCGCAAAGGAUUUUGACAUCGAGAACGAGGCGCCCGAUGAGGACGAACAGAGUGGGAGCGAAGAGUCGGCCGAUGAAAACGCCGGAACAGAACAUUAUGUUGCUGUUGGGAAGAGCAAGCUCCGACAGAAAGACGCUAUCGCACUGGGUCCUGAAUACCGCGGCUCGCGUGUCAGCAGAGAAGCGCUAGAAGAAAGCAGCGAAGAUGACGAGGAAGGCGAUGAGGAGGACGAAGAAUUCGACGACCCAGAAACAGCAGAUCUCGAAGCCGAUUACAUUGACGACGACGCCGAGAUCAGUAGUGAUAACGCGCUUUGCGAGAGCGACGAAGAACACCUCAAGGAUUUUGUCUUCCGCGGCAGCUCAAAGCCGAAGGCCCCGAAUGGGCGGAUCAAAAAGAGGCCGACCGCCGCAGACUUUAUGUCUUCGUCGGGAGACGAGGAUGAUGAAGAGGAGGACCUCGAUGGUGGAGAUGAACUAGAAGCGUCCGAAGAAGGCUCAGAGCUUGAUGGAGACGGCGCCCGCCUCUUUGAUCUAGAGGCUGAGUUGUCUGGCGAGGACGACGAGGAAGAAGAUGAGGAUGAUGAGGAUGAUGAGAACGAGGUUGACGAGGACGAGGAUGAGGACGACGAGGAUGAUGAGGAUAAUGAAGAAGAAGAAGAAGGAAAGGAGAGUGAUGGUGGGGAUGAAGAUGAAGAGGAGGAAGACGCAGGAUCCGACGGCGGUGAACGUGCUCAACUACGGAAGAUGGCGACCGAGGGGCAGAAGAGCAUCGUAGCAGCCAUGUCACAGGCUGCCAAAGCAGACGCGGAAAAGGGCGUAGCAGUGCGCGCCCAGCGCCGCGCGUUCGACUCCAUCCUGAAUCUCCGCAUCCGACUCCAGAAGGCACUCGUGGCAGCAAACUCUUUUGGUGUCAUUGAAAACAACCACGAGAACGGCACGGAGGCAUACCACGCAGCUGAGGAGGCGGCCGUCAAGCUAUGGAACACGAUUGACAGCGUCCGGCACACCUUCAUGCCCGAGAGCAGUAGGGCCAAGGUCGGGGACAAGAGGAAGCGCGGGAUCGACGUGGACACCCCGAGCCAGGCUAUCUGGGAAAGCAUGCAAAUGGUGGAAGAGGCCAGCCAUUCCCACCGACGGAAAGUCCUCGACAAGUGGUCGGAGAGAGUAAAGAAAAGCAACGCCGCGCUCUCCACCAGAAAGCUCGUCAAGUCGGAAAGCCAAACGCUCGUCUCGGCGCUGGACGAACAGCUCCUAAGCUCGGAGCGGCUUGUCAAGCGCGCGCGGACACCCCGCUCCUGCGCGCCGGCGCAGGCAGCCAAGAAGGUGGAAGAAGAUGCGCAAAUUUAUGACGACGCCGACUUCUAUCAGCUCCUACUCAAGGAGCUUGUCGACCAGCGGAGCACAGACACGGGGGCGCCGGGCGAGUCGGUCGCGACGGUUCGGUGGGCGGCGCUCAAGGAGACUAAGACGCGGAAAAACGUCGACAGGCGAGCCAGCAAGGGGCGCAAGCUGCGGUAUACGGUUCACGAGAAGCUGCAAAACUUUAUGGCGCCCGAGGACAGGCGGCAGUGGGAAGAGCAUGCGAUCGACAGGUUAUUUGGGACGCUGUUUGGGCAGAAGAUGGAGUUGAGGGAGGAGGACGAAGUCCCGGACGAAGGAGAUGGGCGGUGUUAA
Molecule: messenger RNA, 1731 nt
Organism: Chaetomium globosum CBS 148.51
Lineage: Eukaryota; Fungi; Ascomycota; Sordariomycetes; Sordariales; Chaetomiaceae
Exons: 3
Coding region: 1-1731 (576 amino acids)
Biological process (GO): maturation of SSU-rRNA from tricistronic rRNA transcript (SSU-rRNA, 5.8S rRNA, LSU-rRNA)
Cellular component (GO): nucleus; nucleolus
Source: RefSeq, a predicted model, not a curated record